Hemibagrus wyckioides is the source of this 3065-nucleotide messenger RNA. RefSeq names its product olfactomedin-like 2Ba (gene olfml2ba). The transcript has 8 exons. The coding region runs from base 367 to 2925 and encodes 852 amino acids. Gene Ontology annotation, biological process: signal transduction. Lineage: Eukaryota; Metazoa; Chordata; Actinopteri; Siluriformes; Bagridae. The record is from RefSeq and is a predicted model, not a curated record.
AUGAGUAGUAAAGGAAAUAUGGUGCAGUCCCCCUGUAGCCACCCACUGUUUGUCCCCACCAGUCCUUCCAGCCUGCCCUCCUCACUUUCUCUAAGCUAGAAUGGGCUGUUUCAGUCUUUUAUUUCUUCAUACAGCAGGCAGAACUCCACACCUGUCCAUAUGGACGGCAUUAACAACACUGAACUGUCUUAUUCCUGUCGUUUCCAUCCACCGUUUCCAUGACUGGAGCAGAAGCGCGCAAUACACUGAGAUACUGGGAACAUCUCUAUAAUAAAGGAAAGAUCUGUAGGGACUAACCUGCACUCUCACGUCUCUUUCUGCGAAAGGUUUGUUUACGGGGUAGAAUAAAGGGUUUGUAGCUCCGACAUGGAGACAGUGGGAUUUUGGUGCUUGUUGUUACUCGCUCACACUUCAGCUGCCCCAAACACACCUGGGGUACUUCAGGAGGAGAAAAAUGACCACAACAAAACUUUAGAUCCUGAGCUUGAAGACCAGGUUGAUGUUUUGAUUGAGCUGCUGGCUGAUUAUGAAACAGAGAGAGGCGCUGACUGUGGCUGUAAAUGUGUUGUCAGAGACCCGGGCAGGAGCGCGCGCCCUCCGGAGUACUACACGGGGCAGAACGUUGCGUCUCGCCACGGCUGCAAGUGCGCAUGCGCAGCAACUCCACAGCCAGCGCAGCAGCCCUGCGAGGAAACCUGGGGAGAAAAGAAGCUGCAGCAAGCUUCGGGAGAAAAAUACAAGCUCUUGGCAAUAAUGGACUUGCUGGAGGAUACUUUCUCCAAAGCAAAUAUGUUGAAGUUGAUGAAGCUGAGCGCACUCACUACCGAGCUGCUGGAGAGGGUGGCCAACAUUGAGAGGGUAUUAUUUCAGAAACAGAAUGCUGAGAAGACUAAGGUAGAGAGCGUGCCAGCAGAACCAGAAACAAAGCCAGUCCCACCCACAUCCACACCCACACCAUCGCCGGAGAACAGACAGAAACAGAGCGAGAAGAGUAGCGAGGCUGCAGCUUUUCAGCAUUCAGAGAGUAAGUAUGAGGAGAAGUUUGUUGGAGGCCUGUUAAAAAGUAGUGGACCUGGACCAGAAGAUGUUAAAGCUUUACAGGAACAAGAGCAUCAUGGAAGGCAGCAGCACCCAAAGAUGAUUGUUAGGGGGAUCACAUACUACAAGUCUGCCCCGAUGGAUGAGGCAGAGGCAGAAGAGAACAUGGGUGAAGAUGAAGUCCACAGUGGUGAUGGCUCUGUAGAUCUCUUUACAGAAGAGGAACUUCUUCCUCUCAGUGUUCCUUCAUUCAGAAGUGUCACCAAAUCAUGGCCAGGUUCAGCUAAACCCAAGCCUCCAACUCAGGAUAGUACAAUAACACAAAGUGUGCCUAAGCCUAAGCUGGAAGAAUCUGUCCCUUCUCCGUCUGUUAAGAGUGAAAUGCUUAAUAAUUCAGGGCCUGCAUUGACAAAAACCUUCCACUGGUCUACAACACACACCACACCUCAAACACUCCCUGGAAUACAGGAAGAAAGAGAGGAGAAGACCACUUCUCAGAUGAAUGUGAUGAACAUGGAGUCAACUUCAAGUAUCAUAAAGAUGAAGUCUAAUUCAGCAUCUUCAGAAAUGACCGGAACCACCAUACCAAGCACAGUGGCUGGUGUCAUCAGUCAGUCAGAGGUCACAACAAAAACUUUAACUGAGCAAACCCACAACACUGGAACAAUUUCCAUGGAGGAUUUUAGUCAGGUCAAUAAACAAAACACACUGUCAAGUGUGACACCAUCACCAAACACACAGAGUCAAACUACUAUUAUUCCAGACUCUUAUUCCACCACAAUCACAGAUGAUGGAAGCCUCAUGGAGACCAGUGUUGGGAUGACAGCUACUACCACAGACUUCAAUACAGGAGCAACUACUAUUCUGACUACAUCAAAUGUAACUGAGGGUGAAGGUGAUUCUAGCACAACUACAUCAAUGGCCAUAAAACUGGUCAAUAGUACCACUACAACUAUAAGCAGUGGCAAAGCGGACAAACACAACACACACAGCAUUCGUUUGGCUAGAAAACAGCAAGACCCAAAACAAAAGUUCAUUAAAACUGUAGAGAAUGAGGACAUUGAGAAGAAGCCUCAAAAGCAGCCAGGGGAAUGCAAGGACACACUGGCCACCAUUGCAGAACCGAUAGCACACAACACAUAUGGCCGUAAUGAAGGCGCCUGGAUGAAAGACCCGGUGGCUAAUGACAACAAGAUCUAUGUUGCUAAUUAUUAUUACGGCAACAACCUGCUGGAGUUUCAGAACAUGGAGGUCUUUAAACAAGGUCGUUUCACCAAGUCCUUUAAGCUGCCCUAUAGCUGGCUAGGCACAGGCCAUGCAGUCUAUGAUGGUGCCUUCUUCUUCAACCGUGCUUUCUCACGUGACAUAAUUAAGUAUGACCUCCGGCGGAGACGUGUAGCUGCCUGGACCAUGUUGCAUGAUGCUGCACUGGAGAGUGAUGAGGUUUCAUCAUGGCGAUGGAGAGGCCACUCAGAUGUGGAGCUGGCCAUAGAUGAAAGUGGUCUGUGGGUGAUUUACGCUGCAUUGGAUGAUGACGGCUUUCUACAGGAAGUGAUGGUGCUGAGCCGUCUGAACCCGGUUGACCUGACCACACAGCGAGAAACCACAUGGAGGACAGGACUGAGGCGUGAACGCUAUGGCAACUGUUUUAUCGUGUGUGGUGUCCUGUAUGCUACUGAACACCCUGGAGAACAGCAGGAGGACAAUCUCAUCUAUGCCUUUGAUACACAUACCAAUACACAAAUGACCCCCCGGCUCCCUUUUGGCAAUAACUCCACUUACAUUGCUCAGAUUGACUAUAACCCCAAAGAAAGGGCACUGUAUGCCUGGAACAAUGGUCACCAGAUCACCUAUGAUGUAGUGUUUGCAUAUGUAGAUGCACUUUAGAUGGGGAAAGCUGCUCAUUCUAAUGUGCAUUAUACUAAAUUUGGGAAAAUGUAUGCCUAUGAUACAAUAUGUGUACGAAAUAUGGACUGUAGAGCAGUCUUAGCAUUUUUGUGAUAUAUUAUCCCUCAUAUUUCUCAUUA